UUGCAACCCAUUCCUCUAUUAUCUUCAUUCCUCUAGAGAGAGAAACAAGAGAGAGAGAGAGAGAGAGAGAGAGAUAUAUGGGGUAUGCCAUUCUAACAUUGCUCAUAUUCUUCCUAGCCAUAAGCCCAACAAGAUCCAACACCAAUUUCAUCCCCAAAUCAUGCACCACCACAUUGUACCCUGAGCUUUGUAACUUGUACCUCUCGCGUUUCGCAACAAGAGUCGGAACCAGCCCAAGACUCUUGGCACAGAUUGCACUGGCCGCGACCCUUAGUGCCACUCGAACCACUUCAACAAAACUGACAACGUAUUCGAAGACCCAUAAAUUGACGAAGAGAGAAACGUCUGCAAUGAAAGACUGCAUUGAAGAGAUUGGUGACUCGGCCUACGAGCUCCGCAAGUCCAUGGUGGAAAUGACUAAGGUCCACACUGGCUCCGGAUUCCUGUUCGAGAUGAACAGUAUAGAAACUUGGGUCAGUGCAGUAUUAACAGAUGACGACACCUGCACAGAUGGCUUUUCCGGGCAAUAUAUGAAUGGAGAGCUUAAAACCAUGGUUCGUAAAGAAGUUCUAAACAUUGCGCAUCUGGCCAGCAUCGCUUUGACUUUCGUCAACAAGUUUGCAAAAGGAUAAACUACUAAGAGCUAAACAAAUUAUUUAUGUAGUCAAGUUUAUAAAUUUUUUUCCCAUCGUAUUAUGUCGUUGUCAAAUAAUGGAUUCAUUCGCAAUAUUAUCAUUAAGAAGUACACAAUUCCCCAACAUAUCUUAUAAAACAGUUAUUCAGUAUUACGUUCAUA
Messenger RNA from Cynara cardunculus var. scolymus (artichoke), 796 nucleotides. Its product is annotated as 21 kDa protein-like. NCBI's taxonomy places the organism in Eukaryota, Viridiplantae, Streptophyta, Magnoliopsida, Asterales, Asteraceae. The record is from RefSeq and is a predicted model, not a curated record. Gene Ontology annotation, biological process: negative regulation of catalytic activity. The coding region runs from base 78 to 632 and encodes 184 amino acids. The transcript has a single exon. Gene Ontology annotation, molecular function: enzyme inhibitor activity.